Messenger RNA from Cuscuta campestris, 724 nucleotides. NCBI's taxonomy places the organism in Eukaryota, Viridiplantae, Streptophyta, Magnoliopsida, Solanales, Convolvulaceae. The record is from the annotation of a GenBank genome assembly.
GCAAUCAACAGGUUGGUGCCGCAUUUGUUGACGCCUCCACUGGUUUGGACUAACCAAGAAUUGAAAAAAUGGGGAUUUUCAAUGCAAAACUUUGAAUCGAAUCCAUUUGACUGAUUUUAAAGUGGAGAACGGCUAGACAUUGUGAAAAUAAAAGAGAUUUAAUUUUGAGAAAAUAUAUAGUAGUUGCACAAUCUCAGAUGAGUAGAUGUGUUACCGCGAGUAUACUAUGAAUGUGCCUGAUAUUGUUUGUAGUCUAGGUUCUGUUUGGGAAGGCUGGAUUGACAUAUCUGCAGUGAAGUCAAUGGAUGAGCAAAAGAGAGAAAUGAAGUUGAUGGACCGUGAAGCUACAGUUUCCUCCUAUGUAGGUGGUUCAUAAAGACUCAAAUAUGGUUGGUAGAGAAGGCAUCCCUCUACAGGAAGGAUCAGAAAAGGAGCAGGCUCAUUAUAUCAUUCCAACUAUCCUUGAUGAUUUGAAUGGUUCUGAAUCAAUCCUAGAUCCUAUCACAAAAGUUUGCACUCAAGGUGAUUCAUCAAAUACCAGGCCCCUUCCCAGCACCAUGACUCUGAUUCUAACAUCUUUUGAUCACGAGGGACAAUAUUAAGAAAUAUUCAGGACAGUGCGUGUGGAUAUAAAGGGAAAAGACGUGGAGGGACAGUGUUUGCAAGUGAAGACUAAAUUUGUUGUUCUGUCCUGCAUAUGUUGAAAUAAGAUGAAACCUCAACC